Messenger RNA from Sipha flava (yellow sugarcane aphid), 12949 nucleotides. Its product is annotated as probable E3 ubiquitin-protein ligase HERC1. Gene Ontology annotation, molecular function: protein binding; ubiquitin-protein transferase activity. The record is from RefSeq and is a predicted model, not a curated record. The transcript has 63 exons. The coding region runs from base 112 to 12831 and encodes 4239 amino acids. NCBI's taxonomy places the organism in Eukaryota, Metazoa, Arthropoda, Insecta, Hemiptera, Aphididae.
GUUAUUAGGUACCUAUACUAAUGAAUACGGAUUUUGUUAUUGCUUUGGAAGACGAUUUAAAUUUAAAACAUUUCAAAAUCGUUCUCGUUCAGAUUAUUAAAUACAUUUAGUAUGGAAGAUUUUGAAGUGAAUAUUUCAAAAAUCCUUUCAGGAUUCAAUAUGGAAGGAGAUGCAGAAAUAUCUUCAAAGCUAGCAAACUUUAACUUUAAUAAUUCAGAUGACAAUGUAAUGGAAAUUUUACAGAGUAUAAAUGGAAUUGGAUAUGAAAUAGAUGAAAAUUUAUACUCAUUACCGAGUAUGUCUAUGAAUAAACUAUAUGAACGGAAGAAACAAAUUAUUAUAAGUCAUCAUGAACUUGCUCAUAGAUAUUAUGAUAGUCUGACAUUUUCUAAAAGAUUGCAAAGAAAGUUAGCAUUAUUAAACCAUUUAUAUGAUAUACUUCAUAUUAAAUAUUAUUCAACUAAGGAUGAUAAAAAUGUUCAAAUUUUAAUGGCACCGCAAAAUUCUGUUGAAGAAAGUAUAAAGCCUGUUAUUAAGUUAACUGGGCAGCAAGUACUUAUACAGUUAACUAUUAAAACAGGACUAACAAUGUUUUUUACAUUGUUAAAACAAAGUUGGGAAAAUAAAAAUGCAAAUGACAUAAAUAUGGGUUUAGAUGUUCUUAGUUCAGCAUUAACUUUGAUGAGAGAAUUAAAUCCACUUUCUUUGGGUAGUAAAGCUGAAUUACCUCAACUUGGUUUGGACUGUUUAGAUAACGUAAUGCUUUUUGUAAAAGAAUGUUUAAAUGCUGAUUUCAUAAAAAAUAUUAAUGUUAAAGAACAACUUGCAGAACUAUCAUUAUUAUUAGCAUAUCAGCGUGAAUCUCUAAUUUAUUUAUUGGAAUGGAUUGAUAUGGCCUUAAAUAUUGAUGAUGUUUGUUUACCGUUUGAAAAACUUUAUCGAGUUUUGGAAGAAAUGUCAUCUAUAUUAACCUUUGCUUUUGGAUCAGAAGAAUUUGAUAGUUAUAAGUCUAAAAAUACUAUACCAUUACAAGAAGUGGCUUUACUAUUAAUGAAAAAGCUUGUUAGUUUUGGAGAAACUUCAGUUGUCCGUACUCCUUUAAAUCAAAAUUCUGCUGAACUACCACAACCUUUAAGUGAAGUAUUUAUGUGGGGAAGUAAUUCCUCAAAUCAACAUGCAGAAGGAGCAACAGAAGUUACAGAUGUACCACGAUUAGUUAGAUCUUUAUCAGAUGUACAGCAAGUAGAGGCAGGGCAGUAUUGUACAUUUAUUAUAGAUACAAAAGGUUGCGUAAGUGCUUGUGGAAAAAAUAGUUAUGGUCGUCUAGGUUUAGGAAAUUCAUCUAAUCAACCUGUCCCUAAACGCAUUAACAUUAAUUGUAAAAUCAAACAAGUUUCAUCAUCAAAAGGUUGUGAUGGUCAUUCACUAGCUUUAAGUGAUACAGGACAUGUUUAUAGCUGGGGAGAUGGUGAUUAUGGAAAAUUAGGACAUGGAGAUGUAGCAACACACAAAGAACCAAAACUUAUUCAAGGACCAUUUGUUGGAAAAGUAAUUGAAUUAGUUAGUGCUGGUUAUAGACAUAGUGCUGCAGUUACCAGUGAUGGACAAUUAUAUACUUGGGGUGAAGGAGACCAUGGUCGAUUAGGCCAUGGUGAUUGUAAUCCUAGACUUAUACCUACACUUGUCAAAAGCUUAAGUGAUAUGCCAGUUGGUUAUGUUGCUUGUGGUUCAACUCAUACUUUAGCUUGUUCACGUGAUGGAAAUACUGUUUGGUCAUUUGGUUCUGGUGAUAAUGGUAAACUUGGCCAUGGUAAUACAUUAAGAUUGUAUAAACCUCAAAAAAUUGAUGGAUUGCGACAUUAUAAAAUUAAAAAAGUUGCUGCUGGAAUACAUUUUUCCGUUGCAUUAGCUUGUACCGGUGAAGUUUUCACAUGGGGUCAAGGAUCAAAUCUUGGAUGUGGUUCAUCGGAAAUCACUUUAUUCUCACCUGCAGUUGUUGAAGAUCUAAUGCAACAAAUGACUAUAGAUAUAUCUGUAGGCGAUUCUCAUUGUUUGGCUUUAACUAGGAACUGUGCUGUUUAUGCAUGGGGUUCUAAUGGAAAAGGACAAUGUGGACAAGGCCAUUCAACAAGUCCUGUUAGUCGUCCUAGUAAAGUAAUUAACUUGGAGGGUAAACAAAUAAAUCAAAUUUCUGCUGGUACUUCUCAUAGUGUUGCUUGGACAACAUUACCUCCAGAUAGGCAAACAAAUGUUUGGCAUAGUCCAUUCUGUAUUGACUUGCAUGAAAGUACAUUCAAAUGGUUAAGACAGUUCAUUGAAAAAUAUUGUGAACAAAUUGAAUCUCAUCAAUCCACUCCAAAUGAUUUAAAUGAAGAAAUGUUAAUCUUGAGUCUAAAUAUGCUUAACAAUCAUUUAUUUUUUGCCCGUGUAUCUGGUCAUGAUUUUUCGAAAUUACUUGGUAAUGAAACUAGUCAACUUCGAACACUCCUUUUGAAACUUGUUGAUUUGCAAGUAAAAGAAGUUGUGGAGAGAAGUUUAAUGGAUUGUUUAUCUACUGGUGCAUCUCUUCUUUUACCCCCAUUAUCUGGUCGUCUCAGUAUUCUUAAAUCUCUUCUUGCCCAAGAAACAAAUUUAACUACUGGACAAAAAUUGCUUUUAGAUGUUACAGUUUCUAGUUUAAAUGAUAAUAGUCAUAUUAGUUCAUUAUUCAGAGUCAACUCAAUGGAUUUAUAUGAAAAUAGAUAUUUAUCUAUCGAAGAAGUUAUGAAGCUGUUACUAAAACAUUUAACAAAUAGUACUAUAACCUUAUUGGAGUCAAAUAAUUAUCCUGCAUUCAAAAAAGGAAAUAAACUCAAUGAGACACUUACCUCCCUUCAUAAAUUAUUACUGUCACAUUUAUUGGCCUAUAACAUUAAGUCCCCCCAUUACAGUAAUUCUUGUCUGAGUAUGAACCGUCUUUUUGUUAACCAUUUAGAAUCAUACUUAGUAUUUGCUAAUACAAUAUUUAGAACAACUGUUGCUUCAUAUAAUGAUGAACACUAUAUUUUUUAUAAUGAUGUCUUGUCUUCAUCUAUAGUUGGAGAAACAAUGAUUAAUACACUAAAUUCAUUAACAUUUUUACAAAGUGAACAUAUUCAACCUGUCCUAACUUCUUUAAUAAAUACAGUUCAAUCUCUUCAUAUAUUAAAUCAAAAAAUGUGUAUCAAUGAUCCUGACAAAAUGAAUGAAUCUAUUUGGUUUAUUGAACUAGAAUCAGCAUUUUGUUUAUUGAUUGGCCGUUUAAUAAGCUAUGGAAUAAUAAGUUCACCACUAUGUCCAUCUGAAAUAUGCAAUGAGCGGUGGUUAAAAAGUAAAUUAUUUUCUUCAGGCAUUGAAAAAUUAGAAGAUAAAAGUAUAUUUGAUGAUAUAGAAGAACGGUUAAAAAAAAUUUCUAAUACUGGAUUCAUUGUAUUAGAACAUGAAUUGAAUUUCAUUCCUCAACCAUAUUUAAACUUAUUAAAAUAUAUAUUAUGUGAUUAUGAACAAAAUGAAGAUAAUGUUGCAUUAACUAUUUGUAACAACUUUAAGGAUAAAUAUGAAAGUUUUUUAAAAGACAAUAAAUAUGAUAUGAUUACUCGUUUGACAUUGCCAUUAUUUUAUGUUACAUUAAUAAAAAUUGAUGGAAGACCUCUUAAAGACUUUUUAUUUAACAAAAAUCUUGUGUCCUUCAUUAAUGAAAUGUGUAUGAAGAUGUUUUUUGCUCUUGUCAAUAAUCUAGAAAAAUCUAUUAUGUUUUCUGAAAGUAAUUUUCCAAACUCUGCUGUGGAUGAAUAUCAAUGCUUAAACAUUUCUAGUAAAUGCUGUUUUUUGUUAACUGCGGUUCGUGGUAUGCAUAGUGAUUUGUCAUUACCCAAUAAACAUCUCUUAAAAGAUGAUUUAACUCCAGCUAAUAAAUCAGUAUUAGAAUCAGUUUUAGAAUUUGUAUUAGAUUCUAAACAAGCAACCAAUCCUUAUGCAUUAAUACAAGCAUCAGAAGUUGAAGAAAUUAGAGCACAUGACCGUUUAGCAGCUUUUAAUCGUAUUACAAAAAUGUUGAAAAUUAUUGAUUUUGUUCAAGAUUCAUCUAAUCAUAUUUCAUUAAAUCAUAUGUGUAAGGUAUUUGAAGCAUUUAUCUGUGGCCUUUUGGGAUUAUACCAAUCUCAAAUUAUCGAACAUCAUACUAUUGAUCACUAUUAUUCAGCAAUUAAUACAGUUCCAAGAUCAAUUAAAAGGCAAAUUCAAAGUGCUGUUCUUAAUAUAUACAAACAUUUUGAAAUAUAUUUAAGAAUGAAUAUUGCAACAUCAGAAUUAUUUUCCAUUCAAAUAUCUAUACUUUCUUUACUCAACAUGCAUUUUACUUUAUCAGAUUUUGAGUAUUUACUAUCAAAUAACUUACCUGAAAUGCUAGUUAACACAUGUAAACUUCAUGUUCCAUUUAUGUCUACUGAUCGAUAUUCAUUAGUCAUAGUAAAAAUGACUAGUAAUAUUCUCUAUAUUCUAGGAGUCUCCGGGUGUAAUCCAUAUUCUAGUUUUGAAAGUAUAAGAGCAGUUUUUAUGAACAUACACAAUCUUUUAGAUAUAUUAAUGAAUUCAACACAAUGUUCAAUAAUGGAACAAACUUUUUCUGAAACUUCUAAUAAUAUUUUACCUGAAGGGGUAAAUUCUCAAGAUUCAUAUCCAGUACAGAGUUAUAUUUGUGAUUUAUUAUCUUUUGUUCUGCAAUGUACAUCAUUUUCCCCUUUGUGUAUUAGUUCUAUCCAAUGGACUGAAACUCUUUUACGUUUAGCUCAAUGUUCUAAGACCAUACUCUUAGCUGAACAUUUUCGUUGUAAACUAUUAAUUUUGAGGCUAUUGCGUCAAAUAUUACCUCAUUUAAAAUUAUCUAGUAGUGGUCGCAAAAAAAUUGUGAAGACUUUAUUGGAACAACUUGCUGCUAAUAUGUGGUUAAUUCCACAACAAGUUGAAAAUAUGACUGCAUAUUUAAAACAAGAAGAUUUAGAUAAACAAAUGGAUAAAAUAUACUUAAAUGAUCCGAAUGAUAGUAAUCGUACUAAUAUUGAUAUUGGUGAAUUGCCAUUUUCAUUCCACGAAGAAAAAAGCUCUAAUUGUAUUAUUGAAAAAGAUCAUACUGUUAUUCACACUCAUGGUGGUAGAGCUUACGCACUUGGAUAUACUCCCUUUGAAAGUGGUGUAUAUCAAUGGAAGUUUUUCAUUUUAAAAGAACAUCAAGGCAAUGAAGGUUCAUGUAUUGGUAUAUCAAAAUAUCCCAUUAAAGACCUAAACUAUAGGACAACUGCUGACAUGUGGCUUUACAGAGCUUAUAAUGGUGUUUUAUAUAAUGGAGGUCAGAAACCUCUUGCACUUAAAACAUUUACUCAAGGGGAUUAUAUUACUGCAAUAUUUGAUACUGGAUCAAGAACACUUAGUUUUGCUAAAAAUAAUGAUUAUCCUAUUGUUGCAUUUCAUAAUAUAGAUACCAAAACUAAACUUUAUCCUUGUGUGUUAUGUUAUAGUACAGCUGCUGGACAAAAAAUUAAAAUAAGUGAUUAUAGAGCUGAGCGAAAUAAAAACACUGAACUUUUUGCUGGAGAACCUUAUUUAGCACCCAUGUUUGCAUGUAUUAAUGAAAAUUAUAUAAAAAUAAUUAGAAUUUUGCACAACUCUGAUCUGUGGUUAAAUGAGGUAAAUGAGUGUCUUCUAGAACAACUUUCAUUUUUGAAAAGCGUUCUUCCUGAAGUAUGUUUUAAAACAAUAAUAUUAGAAGAGAUAUCUAAGUCUGUACAAAAAGAACCAAUUUGUGAAAACAUUGGAGAGAUUGAUGUGAAUAUUCUAUGUGAAAAAGUGUGGCCUACAUUAGCAGUAAUCGGUGGCCUUGAUAGAGGUCUGAGAGUAGAUGGAAGAUGUUAUGAUGUGGAUCAAAAAUCAUUUGGUACUAUAAUGGGAACUUUAAAAAAAGGAUUUACAUCAACAAAAGUGAUGAGGGAAGACAAAAAUGAUACUGUCAGUGAUGUAUUGUUUAAAUCAUUAUUGCCAUGUAAUAAUAUAAAAUUUAAUCCAACUCGAUUGGAAUAUAUUCCAGCAUUAUUACUAUAUUCAAUUGGACGAUUAAGUGGAAUCACAAAUGAAUUGGUGUUUCCAAACAAUACACAAACUAAAACUUCAGAUAAUUUUCAUGAAGAUAAAGCUACUAAAUCAAUGGACAUGUUUUAUAAUCAAAUGGUUAUGAAUAUCAUGGAUAAAAUAAAAAAUGACCCAUCUUCAAGUAAAACUCAAGAUUUAGGAACUAACAUCCCAACCAAGGGUACAUCUAGUUUUGAUUUAGCUAACGAAGCCAAACUAUUUAAACUUUGUGCCUUACAGGCAAGUGCAUUAAAAAGUUUAGAAGUUAUUAUGACUAGUUCUAUGAGUGUCGACAUAAUAGUUAAUUCAGUUCCUCCAAAAUCAAAGCAACCAACUGAUGCUAAUAAAAAUGCAAUCAAUGAUACUAAAAAAAAACGAGAUAACAUAAAGGAAAAUGAAAAUAUGAAUGAAGUUUUAAUAUUUCUUUUCAGAUGUGCUUUUGAAAAAAGUUUAUGUUCGAAGAAUUUAGUUAUUGAAACAGAUAUAAUUGAUUGUGAAAGAAUAUUAAAUAUUCUUUAUAACAAUUAUCUCAAAGAAUGUGCUGAAAAAAAAUAUAGAAUUCCAGAUUUACAAAAUCGUUUAAAAACAUUAAUUAGUUUUCAAGAAAGUACUAAUGUAAAACGAAGAGAAUCUAUUUCUGGAGAAACUUCCAGAACUACUGAUGAUACUCCUAGAAGGAUUGUAAGAUCUCGUCGUAAUAUGUUACAUCGAUCAAAUACUAUCUAUGUAUGUCCUAAUUAUAGUGAACAACAUACAAACAGUUUGCUUCUUAGAAAUGAAAAUAAUGAACGAAUUCCUUCAAUAGCUACUCCUCUUAUUGAAAUGGGAUUUUCGGCGAGGCUAGUUCAAAGAGCUAUUCUUGCUUUAGGGAACACUUGGGAAACAAUGCCUCGAAAUGUAGCUAUAAAUAGUUUAGCUACUUGGAUGAUAGAACACCCUUGUAUACAAGAAACCAAUUUUGAAAGCUCUGAUAAUAGUACAGAAAGUAGAUCUCAAAUUCCAGUUAUAAGAAAUCCAUAUUAUGGAGGAGUAUCUCGCCCUGAACAUCUUUUAGAUGAUAGUCCUUUAGAUUUAGAUCCUCUAAGAUUAAGAGUUUCUAGUAGACGUCUAAGAGAACAGCUUACUUCAGGACAAACAUUUUAUAGAGCCCCAAAUUUGUUAACAAAUAAUGAAUUAGCUGAAGAUUCUGUAAAUCGAGUUAUGCAGACAAUAAAUUCAGAUGAAGAACAUCCAGAAUCACCAAUGGAAACACCUCCACGUAUACAUUCUCCAACAUCAGAAUCAAAUGUACUCGAUCCUUUUGCUACUCGUAUUGAUGGUGUAUUUUUGCCACCAAUAAAUCGAAACUCAGGAUUCAGUGUAACUGAAUUACGACCAUCUACUGAUAUAAUUGAUUCCGAAUCAGAAAGCAUACCGGCACUUAGAAGUGCUGACGAUGCUUCUUGUGUUAAAUGUCAAGAAAAAAUUGAAAAAUUAAGUAAUGUUGAGAUUAUCAAUCCGAGAAAAUCCUUAACAUCAGAUUCUACUCUUGUUUCCAAAUUAAUGGAUUAUUAUAAUUAUAUCAAUAGACCAUUUGAUAUGAAAUCAAUCAAUGAACAUUUAGACUCCUGUAAAUUUAUAUCUGACUGUGUUGAAGAUAAUUCUAUGGAUAAACUUGGUAUGGAGAUUGUUCCAUCACUUCCUAAUACUGAGGGCAAUUCUUCUAAUAUACUUCAGCAUUCUCCUAUGUUUAAGUCAUUGCCCCUCGAAGCAACUUUAAUGUCAACUACGGAAGAACGAAUAAAAGCUAUUAAUAGAAUGUUUUAUACAAUAUCAUAUUUGGCAUCUAAAAAUAUUGUUAUUAAUAUUUUGAUGUCACUUAUGAACUGGACAUUUGAGUCCGAAGAUUUAGUUGUAUGGAAACUAGAAAAGCUUGGUAUUAUUGAUGUAUCUAAAAUAGUCAACUUUACAAGACUUAUACUUAUUAUGGAUGUUUGGACUGAUAGAGAAUACAAAGAAAGUGAAGUUUUGCCAAAUAUAAUAGAAAAAAAUGUAUUAGAAUUAUUAUCAUUGACUAUUGUAUCAUUAGCUGAACAUUAUCGACCUGCGUAUAAACUAGCCAUAGCUAUACCUUCUCGAGACAUUUAUACCAUGGCAGUCGAAGGGCAUAUAUAUAUGCGACAUAAUUUAAAAGUUAUUAAAUUAAUUGUAAAUGAAUUUAUAAAAAGACUGGAUGUAUUGUCCAAAAACAGUGUAUGUGGAAUUAUUAAUCCAAAUGAAUAUGAUAAUGAACCUUCUGUUAAAAUGCUUAUUAAUGCAUUAUCUGCUUGUUUAUUAUCACAUGUUGUUGGUAAUGAAAUUAAACAUUGGGCCUGUAAACAAUUAGUAAAUAUAUUAGUAAAUAAGUCUUUACAUAAAAAGCAAAUAAUUUUACCUAAUGAAUCAGAUUUUCCUGGUGUAUUAAAAAGAUGUCCUAUAGUAAAGUUAGAAGGGCAUGAGAACCGUAUCAAUCAUGUUGUUUGGCAGCCAAAAGUAAAAUCACUUGCAACUUCUGGAUUUGAUGGAACAAUGAGGUUAUGGAAUAAUGAACUUGGUUUAGAGACAUUAUUAAUGUUUUUUAAAUCACCUCAAGUAUAUGGCAAUGAUUUAAAUGGUGAAUUAAUAUCAAAACUAUCAUGGUCACCAUCUGGAUUAUGUAUUGCUGCGUCUAUGGAAGGAACCCUUAAUAUUUACACAAUUCAAAGACAUGUUUUUAAAGAAGAUGAAACAUAUUUAUACACACAUACUCAAGAUGCUUGGAUAACAACCCUAGCCUGGUCUGGUGCAUCAAUAAAAAAUUCUCAUGAUUUUCUUCCUCAGUACUUAUUAGUUGGAGGUGUUGAUGGUUCUGUUAACAUGGCUCAUAUUGAUUCACUUGUUAAAAUAACUUAUGAAAAACUUAGUGAUUUUUGCUGUCUUGGAGUACCAGUUUCUCAUAUAGCGUGGCAUGAUGAUUUAGCUCCAUUUGCUAUAGCAUUUUCAUCUGGAGCUAUUACAAUUGGUAAAAUUCAAACAAUAACUGAACCUGAAUCAUUAACAAUUUGUCAAAGUCCUAUAUCAACCCUGCAAUGGUCUAAAGCUUUUAAUAUAUUAUCUGUAAGUAAUGUAGAAGACAAAAUGGUAAGGCUUUGGGUUAAAAAACAAAAUCAUUGGGAAAUAUUUCACGAACUAGAUCAUUUUAGUGAGCCUAGUUGUGUGGUUUGGUCUCCUAUUGUGGGUAAUAAAGGAUUAGUACUUUGUGUGGGUACUGUGAUUGGAUCUAUCAGUGUUUGGUUAAUACCUACUCCAUUUUCUAAAUUUAAACCUAAAGUUCUUUAUUCAUUUCAAGGACAUUUGUUUAAUUCUGUGACUUCAAUGAGUAUCCAUAGUAGUGGUUUAGUACUUGCUACAAGUUGUAGUAGGGGAACAAGUGGUGUUGUCAAUAUUUGGUCAUUGUUUGAUGGUAGCUUAUUAAAUACACAUACUGGUCCUGGUGGUGUGGAUGAUUUAUGCUGGAUGGAGGAUAAACUUGGACUUGCUGUUUGUUUUUCUCGUUCUAAGGAUGUUACAGUUAUACAAUUUAGUGCUGAUAAUCUUAUGCAUAAUCGGUUUCAAUCAAAUGCUCGAAGUGCUUUGCAUCGCUGUGGACUUCAUAAAGUUCAAUAUUUUUGUCAAUUUAUUUAUUUGUUACCUGAAUUGCUGCAGCUGCAAGUGAAUCAUGAAAAACAUAAAGUGUUAAUGGGUGAUCAUCUUUUGUAUAGUGAUUAUUUAAAAGGACUCAUUGGUAUUGCACUUGAAAUAUGGCCAGAUCAAACUUUUUGUUUUCCAUUUGUACCUCCAAAUUCCAGCCAUAGUAUUGAAUUUUAUGAAGAAUGGCAGUGGUUACAAAGAUUAAUAACAGUUUUGAAUACAGCUAAAGCAUUGCUAACCAGAAAGAAUUUCCCUGAUAGUUUUUUAAGUUACUUUUCGUCUGGUUUAAGUGAAGAAAAUGCUGAUCAUUAUUUGUGGAAAGAAGCUAUCAACAAUAAUAAUUGGACUAUAGAAGCUGAUCAACAAAUUGUUCAAUGGUUUAAUACAACUCCCCAUGACUGGCAACCAUAUACAAAAUGUGAUGCAUACCUUUGGGGUAAUGGUCGGAACGGACAGUUAGGUGAUACUGCUGUUUCGUGUAUAUGGUCUCCUGUAAAAAUUCCUAACUUUAAAAUUGCUCAACGUAUUGUUUGUGGACAAAACUGUACAUUUGUUUUGACUAGUCAAGGAACAGUUUUAUCAUGUGGUGAAGGCAAUUAUGGUCGUCUAGGUCAUGGGCAUUCCGAUAGUCUACAUAAUCUUACAAUGAUAUCUGCUUUACAAGGAUUUGUUAUUACUCAAGUAGCUACAUCUAUUGGUUCUGAUGGACAUAGUCUGGCUUUAACUGAAACUGGAGAAGUAUUUUCAUGGGGAGAUGGCGAUUUUGGAAAACUAGGACAUGGUAACAAUGAACGCCAGAGAAAACCAAAGUUAAUUGAAUCUCUAUAUGAUGUAGUAGUUAUUCAAGUUGCUUGUGGACAUAAACAUAGUGCUGUAUUAUCUCAAGAUGGUGAAGUUUAUGUAUUUGGAAGUGCUGAACAUGGAAAAUUAGGGUUAGGUGGUCACACAAACAAAAAACGUCCUACUAAAAUAAUUCAUAAAGGCUUCUUAAAUGUAAAACAUAUUGCUUGUGGACAAAAUCAUACAGUAUGUGUUGGAGAAAACGUUGUUUGGGCAUUUGGAGAAGGAGGAGGCGGUAAAUUAGGGAUUGGUAGCAAACAAGAUAGCUAUAUUCCUCAACCUAUUAUUACACUAACUGGGAAAAAUAUUAAAAAAGCAUACUGUGGAAAUGGGUUUACUAUGUUCCUCUCAGAAGAUGGUGAACUUUAUUCAUGUGGAUUAGACAAUUUACAAGAUUCAUCAGAUGUUUUAUCAUCUGAAAGAUUAUAUCCUGAAAAAAUAAAUGAAUUCCUUGACCAAACUGUAAUUGAUGUAGCUACAGGUCCAGACCAUGUAUUGGUCUUAACUUCUCGAGGUGAUGUAUGGGCAUGGGGUAAUAACAGUGAAGGUAUUCUUGGAUUUGGCCAUAAUGUACCUGUUCCAAAACCUAAAAUAAUUCCAAAUUUGUCAGACAAAAAUAUAAAACAAAUUGCAACUAGUCGUACUCAUUGUGCUGCUUGGACAGCUGAACCAUUUUCAAGGGAUUCCACAAAUAUUUCUCAUAAUGAUCUACCUACAACUAUUCCUUAUCAGUAUGGAUAUUUACAACAGUAUAAAAUUGCGUCAAUUGCAGUUAGAAUGAAGUGUCUACAACAAUUCUCAAAUAUCUUAUAUACAUGUUGGCAAAUGAUUCCGUUUAACAUGUUUAAAUUUGAUUGGAGUAACAUCAAACGUUGGCAUUGGUUAGCAGAUAAAAGGCUUAAAUAUUUAUAUACAAAUAAAGUCAUUAAAUUACCUUUGAUGAAAGUUAUUAGUCGUACAAUGAAUCAAGGUCAAAACUAUGGACCUCAAAUAAUUGUCAAAAGAUUAAGUAGUAAUGGCACAAAUUUGUGUAUAUUUGAACAAGUGGCCAAACAAAUAGUAAAAAUUAAUGCAGAACUACUUAGACUUCCAUCUAGAGCUUGGAAGGUGAAAUUAGUUGGCGAAGGAGCUGAUGAUGCUGGAGGUGUAUUUGAUGACACUAUUGCUCAAAUGAUGGAAGAACUUCAAAGCCAAACGGUAAAAUUACUAGUCUUAACUCCAAAUGGACGAAAUGAAACUGGUUAUAAUCAAGAUCGAUAUUUAUUUAACUCUAAAAUGAAACGUAAUAAACAACUCCUAUUGUUUCAAUUUCUUGGAAUACUUUUUGGUGUUGCAAUAAGAACUAAGAAACCAUUAGCUCUUCCAUUGUCUCCAUUAAUAUGGAAAAUGAUAAUUGGGGAAUCAUUGAAUUUAUCUGAUCUAGAAGAAAAUGAUAUAUAUUAUGCACAAAAUUUGAUAAGUAUACAAAAUAUACAUCAAACUGGAGUAACUGAAGACAAUUUUGAAGAGGCUAUACCGUUUUUAUAUAUGACUGGUACAGAUUGGAUGGAUAAUACUGUACCUUUAGUUCCAAAUGGUCAUUAUGUAUCAGUAACUUAUUCCAAUAGAUUGAAAUUUUGCGAGUUAGCAUUAAAACAAAGAUUUCAUGAAAUGGAUGAUCAAAUACUAGCUGUGCGAAGAGGUCUGGCUGCAAUAGUACCUUUACCAUUACUCACAUUUCAAACUGCUGAAAAUCUUGAACGUAUGAUUUGUGGACUGCCCAAUAUUUCUAUACCAGUAUUGAAAACCAUUGUUAGGUAUAGAGAAAUGGAUGAAAAUUCUCAAGUUGUUCAAUGGUUGUGGGAUAUUUUAAAUGACUUCUCAGAUUCUGAAAAAGUGUUGUUUUUGCGAUUUGUAUGCGGUCGAUCUCGUCUUCCAUCAAACUUAUCAGAUUUUUCUCAACAUUUCCAAAUAAUUAAAGUUGAAGAUAAAAUUGAUGGUUUACCCACAGCUCAAACAUGCUUUUUCCAACUACGAUUGACCGAUUACAGUAGCCGUGCAGUAUUUGAAGAAAAGCUCAAGUAUGCUAUUAACAAUUGCCGCACUAUAGACAUGGAUAAUUAUAUGUUAUUUAGAAAUACUGAUGUUGAUUCUGACGAUGAUUUGGAUAUGAUGAUAGAAAGUUAAUUAGCUUUAAAAAAUUAUCAGAUAAUCCAUUUGUAUAGUAAUUUCAUCUUUAUAAUCAUUAUAUAUAUAUGAUAUAAAUUAUCUACGGUAAUACUUACUCAUUCAACAUUAAAAUAUA